Messenger RNA from Geodia barretti, 11057 nucleotides. NCBI's taxonomy places the organism in Eukaryota, Metazoa, Porifera, Demospongiae, Tetractinellida, Geodiidae. The record is from the annotation of a GenBank genome assembly.
GCGCUUCUAUUAGAGAAAAGUCCGAGGCUUUCUAGUUGUUGGUGGUUAUGGGUGUUCCGGCGUUUUUCAGAUGGCUUUCUCGCAAGUACCCGUCAAUCGUGGUUGACUGCAUCGAGGAGAAGGCAAGGGAGUUGAAAGGGUUAAAGAUCCCGGUGGACGCCACUCAGCCAAAUCCAAACGACGUGGAGUUUGACAAUCUCUACCUGGACAUGAACGGAAUCAUUCACCCCUGCUGCCAUCCCGAGGACAAGGCAGCUCCUGAAGACGAGGACCAAAUGAUGUUGGCCAUAUUUGAAUAUAUUGACAGGAUAUUCAACAUCAUUCGCCCGCGGCGACUGCUGUACAUGGCGAUAGACGGAGUGGCUCCGAGAGCCAAGAUGAACCAGCAGAGGUCUCGGAGGUUUAGGUCUGCAAAGGAGGGCCGUGAGAAGAUAGACGACAUUGGCAGAAUAAGAUCCGACCUCGAAUCUCGAGGGGUGGAGCUGCCUCCGAAGAAGCCAGACCACGCCCACUUUGACAGCAAUUGUAUUACGCCUGGGACGGAGUUUAUGGCUAACUUGGCCGUGGCUCUCCAGUACUACGUUCAUGACAGACUCAACAGCAACCCUGCCUGGCAAGGAAUAAAGGUGAUCUUAUCGGAUGCCAACGUUCCAGGAGAAGGGGAGCAUAAAGUGAUGGACUACAUUAGGAAGCAGAGAGGGCAGCCUAAUCAUGACCCCAACACGCACCACUGCCUGUAUGGAGCUGAUGCUGACCUCAUAAUGCUGGGACUGGCGACCCACGAACCCCACUUCACAAUCCUUCGUGAGGAGUUCAAACCCAACCAACCGAGGCCGUGUGAUAUCUGUGGCCAAGUGGGACACGACAUGAAGGAAUGCACUGGAGCUGCGAAAAGCAUGGAAGGAGAGCACGAUCAGUUUGCCAACACUGACGUGGCUCUUGAGAAGCAGUUCAUCUUCCUGAGGCUCUGUGUCCUGCGAGAAUACCUCGAGAAAGAGCUCAGAAUCGACGGACUUCCUUUCCCCUUCGACCUGGAAAGGACCAUUGAUGACUGGGUUUUCAUGUGUUUCUUUGUUGGAAAUGACUUCCUUCCUCACCUACCUUCCCUGGAGAUCAGGGAGGGGGCAAUAGACAGACUAAUAAGGCUCUACAAACAAGUAGUCCCCCAGACUCACGGCUACCUCACUCACAAUGGAACUGUCAACCUACACAGGGUACAGAUGAUGAUGACCGAGCUGGGAAAAGUGGAGGACGACAUCUUCAGGACGAGAAGAGACAAGGAUUUGCACUUCAAACAGAAGGCAAAGAUGAGGAGGAGAGCUUCCAAGAGAAGCAGAUCUAUGUACGAUAAUCCUUCGUUCACUCCUCAAGGACAGUUCGCACCUGCUCCCCUCUCAGCGUCCCCCUCUCCCAUCGUCAACCCUCGUCAAGAAGCCUAUCAGAUGAGAAAAUUCAGCACGUCCGUUGCCGACAACAAAUCAGCCGCUGCAAGUCUCAGAGCACAGCUGAAGGGGGGCCUGACCCCCCAGGGGGAAAUUUCGUCCUCCUCGACCCCCUCGCAGAAUCCGAGCAAUGCCAAUGGUGCUAAUACACCAAUCACUGCGGCAAGGAAAAGAAAGAGAGAAGACAGUGACAGUGAGAGCGAACCGGAAGACAACGUGAGGUUGUGGGAGGACGGGUGGAAGGAGCGUUACUAUAACAACAAGUUCGGAGUCCCGGCGGACGACGAGGAAUUUGUUAAAGCGGUGGCGUCUGCCUAUACUGAAGGGCUUUGCUGGGUGCUUGCGUACUAUUAUCAGGGUUGUUCGUCAUGGAAAUGGUUCUACCCGUACCAUUACGCUCCCUUCGCCUCCGACUUCAAAGACAUCACAAAAGUCAGAAACACCUUUCCUCGCGGAGAAGACGCCCCCUUUAGACCACUCGAACAGCUCAUGGGGGUUUUCCCUGCAGCCAGCGGGAAAUUCCUGCCUCCAGCUUUUAGAGCGCUCAUGUCCGAAGAGCAUUCUACCAUCAUUGAUUUCUACCCGUCUGAUUUCAAAGUCGAUUUGAACGGGAAGAAGUACAUGUGGCAGGGUGUGGCUCUGCUGCCGUUUGUCGACGAGAGUCGGCUUCUCAGAGCUCUCAAGGAUUUCUACCACACCCUCUCUCCCGAGGAAGAAAAAAGGAACAGUUUAGGCUGCGAUCGUCUCUACGUCCACCGACAGAACAGGUUUUACCCGUUUCUCAAAACACUCUACGAGUCCAGUUCCGAUUCUACCAAGAACCAGCUGGUGGAGAUUAACCCCGAGCACACACAGGGCAUUAGAGGAACCGUUUUACUGGACGAGAGCAUGGAAGAGGUGCUCUCCAAUAGGGGUGAUGUGAAAUCGACUGUUGCUUCACUUCCUGACAUUCAGCAGUCAUUUGCAAUUGGGGUUAAAUUUCAGGACCCCUCGUACCCCAUGGAUCACAUCUACCCUGCAGUAUUGCUCCCAGGCAUGCAAUGUCAGACCCACGAGAUCAUAGACCAAAUCAUUCGUCGUAUGAUCAUCAAUAUACCCCUUCUCGAUACCGACCUGAACAUCAAGCUCCUGGCUAUGCAAACUGGCAACCUCUCCCUCCUCCUCCUCCUCAUUUUUCCUACGGAGCUUCUCCUCCAAGAUUUCGUCCCCCAGAUGACUACCGCCACUCACCUCGACCACCUCAUUCUAGCUCAGGUUAUCACUUAUGCACAGGACGAUAUGUACGGAAUGAGUAUGGAGCUGGGAAGAAGAAGAGUUCAAGUUCAUGCAGCAAUACUAGUCAUCGGAUGGUACGUUUCCUUGGGUCAAGGGGCCGCAGAAGACAAGCUGCACUGGGCGAACGUAACGAACCGAGCCGCGUUGUGCAACGACUUCACGCAGGCCGGAUUUUUCCACCGCCGUCCGACAGAAAACGGAGCAGGAAAGUGGAUAAUUUACCUCGAGAGCGGCGCCGUGUGCUACUCGAACGAAACAUGCAACCGGCGAUAUUUCAACUCCACUAUACAAGACCGAGAAAGCAAAGACAGACACGCCAAUAACGGCUAUGGGGAUUUCGAUACGACUGCAGCCUUUAGCAAGUACAAGGAAACGAACUUCGUCAAUCCGCUCAUGACUUCUAUGCUGUGUUUCAACGAUACCCGUUUCUUCCCGGAUGGGUUGCACAUCGAGGGAAAAGACUUGUUCGAUAGGAGUACAAAUCACACUUUGGCUGAUCACGGUCAAGUGGUUAUACCUUACUGUAGCAGUGACGUAUGGUUAGGUGGAGAAGAUGGGACAAGACAUGAAGAUAUUAUUGAUGAUACUCCGUAUGGUUGUAGGCAGUUUAGGUAUGUUCCAGAUGCUGAUGGACUGCAGUUUACAUUUCGUGGAAAGAUAAUCUUCCAGAGUGUUCUGAGAGACUUGGAUGAGAUGUACGGUCUUAGCACCACAGCGACUGAACUCAUUCUCGCCGGUUCUUCUGCUGGUGGUGUGGGGGCGAUGAACUUAGCCAAGUGGGUCGUGCAAGAGUUCCCUAACCUGACCGUCAAAGUGAUUACUGAUUCUGCGUGGUUCGUUAACUUUCGUGAUGGAAUAAACCACCAGUUUGCUGGCCUACAGAAAUUAAGUGCCCCAUCAGGCAAUGACAAAACUGAUACAAAUCAACCAACCUCAUCCUCUGUUCCCAUUGGACAAUCCAGUCAUGUGACUGCAACCCAAAGUUACAUGAUCUCUUCUAUCACAAAUGAAUACACCUCAUCAUCCUCUGUUCUCAUUGGACAAUCCAUUCAUGUGACUCAAACCCAAAAUUACAUGAUCUCUUCUUCAAAGACACACAGCUCCAUGUUUACAACCCCCUUAGCGACCCCUUCACCCUCAAUCAUGACCUCGUCACUCAAUAUUCCGAUCCCCACCCCAGCAAGUGGAAGCGGAAGUGGAAGUGGUGACAAUAACGAAGAGGAAGCAACGAAUGACGACGAAAUGAUGAAGAGAUAUGCUCCAUUGGAGUUUGAAGCAAAUCGCUACGCGGAUCAUCGCGACCGGCGUGACUUGACAAGUCAGGAUGAUGGUGACCUCCUAAAAAUGUUUAAAUCGCACGAAUCUUGCAUGGAUACCAGCCGUGGUUUCCCCUGUUGUUUAUCAGCCCAAUGCCUUCUCUCGGGCUAUAACCCAGUCACCAACGAGCCUUAUUUCCCCAGAAAUGUCUCUCUGUUUGUCAUAACCAGCCUCUACGAUGCCUUCAUUCUGAGUCGAGCUAUAAGCGAUGUUCAGGUGUACAGUUCCGAUAGCGACAGCAUACCUAUUGGUCUCGCAGUGGAAUAUCUGACUGUGGUGGGGGAAUACGGAGGUGUCAUGCAUAAUUCGCUGGUGGAAGUUCAAGAAUCAGAUAUCGACCUCACAUUCUAUGCUUCGCAGUGCUUUCAGCACAUAUACUUCGUCACUUCCUCCUUGUGGGGCGAAGGACGCUUGUUCGGUUCAGACCCAGUACAGAUCAAUUCAGACAUCGGUGCAUUCAGACACACGAUCCAGUCUGGAGUUUGGAACAGUGCCCCACUGGCAUACGACAAUGGCACGACCUACACCAUAAUGGACGCCAUCAAUGUUUGGUACCAUGGGAAUGGAAGCAGGGGAAUGAAUUUCCGAGAUAUGUGCCAGACCCCACACUGCAACGAGGAGUGCCCCGAGAGUUUCAUUUUUAACCCCUUGCGACCCAAGGAGUGGCCAUUGGUGGCCAGAGUUGCAGUGGGCACAGCUGUGGUGGCGGUUGCCAUUUUCUGCAUUCUGUUGAAGACCUAUUUCUACCUGUGGCUGAAAUGGCUGGAGCACAAGCAGACAAUCUACCUCAACUCCAUAACACCAGUUGAUCCCGAUGAAGAGGACCCUAUCAGUGGUACGGCCAUGGAAGAAGGACUGCGGAGAGAGUUUCCAAUGUGCACGGCGACGCAGGCCAUAUCAGUAGCAUGUCUGGACCUUCACUACUCGGUCACCACUAGAGUCGGCAAACAACUGAAAGACGAGAAGAAGGAGAAUUUCGCACCGAUAGUUUUGGACGACCUGAGUCCAGAGAACGAGCUGAACGGAUCGGAAACCGACCCUCAGGAAGAACCUAGUGAAUGUGACGAGGUGCUGGAAGCUGGUAGGAGAAGAACGAUGUCGUCCUCCUCCAACGCUCUACAGAAACUGAAAAAUGCCUUCUCACAACACCACACCGGCACAUAUCACGUUCCAACAUUCCGAGACGAAAAUAUCGACGAGUCGAUCAACCGCAUGACAAACGGCAACGUACCAAAAAGAAAAUGGUCCAUUCGUCCGUCGCUGCACGGUCGCGUGUCUCGCAGUUCCGACAACUCUCAAGACACUUUCGAGGAAGUGCCGUUGAGGACCUCGCGGACUAGCGACAUGUGCUCUGGUCUGAUGAAGAAAGUGUUCAGAACGAAGAGGAAGAAAAUUCUGAAAGGGAUUUCGGUUUACUUUAACCCCGGAGAGAUGAUUGGAAUCAUGGGGCCUUCAGGUUGUGGCAAGACUACUUUUCUCGAUAUCUUAACCGGACGACGCAAAAGUGGAAUUUUUUCCGGUCAAAUUUUCAUCAACGGGGUCCCACUUGAGGAGAAUCGCGAGUGGUACACCAGCAAUACCGGUUACGUCAUCCAGUUGGCGAGACCGUACUACGAAGAGCUAACGGUGAGAGAGAAUUUGACGCUGGCUGCUUGGAUCAGACUGAAGGACACCGCAAGAGAGAAAUUUCAGAGAGUGGAGCAAGUCAUGGACGUGAGUGGUCUACUGGAUCUGGCAGACACAGUGGUGGGCGGGGCUACUGGUCCGGGGCUCAGCGGAGGUCAGAAGAGACGACUGGCUGUGGCAUUGCAGCUGCUCAAACUACCCAGUGUCAUCUUUCUCGACGAGCCCACCUCGGGAUUGGAUGCGGCUUCCUCGCGCGAGCUACUAGCCCACCUCAACAACUUGGCCGGGUCCAACCGUACAGUGGUCCUCACAAUCCACCAACCAAGACUCGAGAUUUUCCACAUGUUCGACCGACUUGUUCUCCUGUCCGAUGGAAAGGUGGCUUAUCACGGAGUGCCAGACAAGGCGUACGAGGUGUUUGUGAACGCACUUCGGUCGCGCUAUCUUCAACAGCGGCUCAUCAUACCUGAUUUGGAGGACAGGAACCCUGCUGAUGUGAUUAUGGACAUGUUGGGUAACCAGAAGAUGAGACAGCUGAUCACAGACUAUUACCAGUCGUCAGGGGAACCCAACCUCGUGAACCGGGCAGUGCAGCAGGCGUGGACCAGGGAGAGGAAAUACUCUCUCGAUCUGAUAGACGGGAAGGAGGGAGACGGAACAUCCUUCUGGACUCAGCUAAAGUUCAUCCUGAAGGGGACAAGGAAGGCAGAGAAUACACAGAACAAUCUGCUGGCUCGACUCGGAGCUCUGGAGGCCAGAGCUACAAAGAGAGCCACACCGUUGGUCAUACUCUACCUUCCAGUCAUCUUCUUCGCUUACGGUGUCGUCCUAGGGACGGUGUACCUACAGCAGGACCAACCGUUCCUGAUAAUGUCCGGAUUCUGCGUUUACUCUGUUGCCAGUGCCCUCUUCAUGUUCCCCGCCCUCUUCUCCUACUACCAACAAGCUCUCGAGAUUUACUCGUUUGAACAUUUGGUGGAGAUUACCAGAUGGAGUUGGCCGGUAUUCACUCAGUUGGUAGUGGUGAACGUGGCCCUCAACCAAGCCUGGGUGGCCCUACUGAUUUGGCUCAUUCUCACCUUCCCCAAGAUUGCAAUGCGCCUCUCUCCUCCCCUCGCUGCAGUCAUGGGCUUUUCCAGUGGCUUCUUUAUUCCAUUUAGAGACAUCCCCUGGUGGUAUAGAUGGCUGACUUUCAUUAAUCCUAACUACUACGGCUUCUCCGCAUCAGCCUUUCUCCUCCUGAAAGACUUUGAGACGGCGUGCCAGAGACAAGAAAACGUCACGGACUUCAAGUGCUACCCGGAGAGCGGGAAAUACAUUUUGAGGAGAUUCGACUUCGACGAAAUCAAUCCCUAUUACAAUAUCACAAUUUUGCUGGCGAUGACAAUAUUUUUUCUUCUAAUGUCGGUGUUGAGCAAUUUUUGGAACCACGUGACUCUUAGUCGCGGAAUGAAGAAAGUCAAGAUCAUGGCUCGUCGUUUGAAGAGAGCAGCUUCAUAUGACACUGCCUCUCUCUUCUCCACCGAUGAUGAUACCGUACCCUACAUCUACGGCACACAGUUUGACGAACGAGAAGACUUCCUGGUCUCAAACGAAGUCGAACAGGAGGAAGAAGAAGAAGAAGAAGAAGAAGAGGAGGAUGAACCAGAAGAGGAUGAUGAUGAAGCCAUGGUAGCUGCGGCUGCCGGUCUGCUCUCCCCCAUUGCCGAGAACCAAGAAGAGAGAGAAGGAGGACCGCAGAGUCCGGUGUCUGAACAUGAAGCCACACCACGACGUCGAUCCCACGACCCUCACCCAUGGGCCCAACCUCAUCUUCUCUACCCCAGUGGAGGAGUUCCUCUGCCCACAUCCAUGCCUGAGAUUCCCAGUGCUGUUAGUCCACAGCCUUCCAGUCCUCGGGAGAAGGCCAUGGAGAACUGGACUAGAGCUGUGGAGAUCACAAGAAAACGCAGGUCAAACUCAAUCGAAUUGGACACGUUCACAAGUGCCCGGUCAGAGCCUCAGACACCGGAAAAGAACAUACCGUUCCACGAUGUCUUCAAUCAACGCCGAGCCACCAGAAUGAAUUCUCUCGGGGAAGGCAUCAACCGUCACUGCCGCAGGAGAAAGAAAUCCGUGAGAAGCGUCUACCUUCGCGACGGAGAAACUCACACCGUUUGGAAACCGUCCGCGCCGAGCCCCGUAACCCCCACGGCACCUCCGUCCCACUUUGCAGACGUCGUUCAUGAGAUGAUGCGGCAAAACGGGAAGAUGAACCUGAGGGAGCGCCAGCGGCAGCUUCUGAGUCGAGUCACCGCCACGAGACAGGUGCUGAAGGAGCAAAACGAAGAGUUGGCUGCAGUGGCAGAGUUGACCGAGGAAGAAGGAGAUGAGGACAAGGAGGGGCAGCAGAGGAGUGUGAGUGCUCCGGGACAAAGAGACACCCCCGGCAGGAAAAUGUGGCAGCACCUAAUCAAGAGCGUCAUCGAUGGGAAGAAAGAGAGCGAAAGAGACCGUAAACGCAACCGAAAGAGGUCCACCGUUCACUUUCACGAAGUUGUCACCAACAAAGUUGCGAGUAUGGAACCAGUGGUACCGCGAGGUUCAACCUUGCCCUCCGUCUCAGAACAAGGUGAGAUGGGCAAUGGAAACAUCCCUGUUACUCCGCGCAGGGCCAACCGAAAGACAUCGGUGAUCUCCAGAGGCAGACUAGACACUGUGACACCCUCCGGCGCCAUUCCAUUCACAGAAUGGAAGACUCAGUUUUACGAGCGGCAGCGCAUCGGGAGACAAGAAUCGAUGAAACGGUUCAAGAGUGACUACAACCUCAAAGCCAGAGCCGACAGUAGGCUCCAGAGGAUAAACUCAGACAAUAAUCUAACCCUCCCGGUCCAUCGAAGGGUGUCCGUGGCAUCGGGGGAGGACUUGGAGCCUCGCUCUAAGAGUGUGAGUCAGUACCGACAGAUGCACGCGAGACUGCGCCGCAGUUCAAGCCCCGACGUAUUGGACUACAGCGACUACGAGGACCACGGAGAGAUCUCAGACACUUCUGUGCCUCUCGACGAUAUGUUAUCACCUCUCUCUAGUCGCUCCGUCUCUCCCUCAGUCUUCUCGGACGAAGAGGAACAACGGAGAUCAAAGAUGCAUUCUCGUACGCCGACAGCUGCCCGGGCACAUCAACCUUUGAUGAAGUUGGAUUCUGAAGAGGCCAGAGUCGUGGGAAAUCCCUCAAAUAUGCACAAACGACUGCGGGGCCACCAUCAUCGGCACCAGUAUCAAGACAACACUCGCAGAGGUGAUGAAAUCAUCGAGAUUGAGCCUCCCGCGAGAGCGCCAAUCAAAUCACCCGGAUCAUGUGACAAGGCCAGACUCCAAGAGGAGACCGAAACAGUGUGUCAAUCUCUCUCCCGACAUCACCCCGGGGUACUCCGUCACCCCGACCCACUACUCCACAAUCGAACCUCACCUCAACUCGUGUCACUUCCCCAACUCGGGGUAUCCGCCGUGAUUCCGUCCUUCCUGCUCCAUCGAUACUCAACGACCGAAUAACUAGGGAGCAGCGUCGUAGAGAAAGCCUUCCCCAUCUUCUGGAGCUAGCAGAGGAGGAAUAUCAGCCACAGCCUCACCGCAGAGCCGCUACACCAGACAGUCAGCCCCUGCAUCGCCCUCUCAACCAGUCCUUGCGACGUUCCUCAACUCCAACCCUUUUGAACUCUGGGCCUCCCCCUGCUCCGUCUUCUGUUUAUGGGGGUCGUGGAAUUUUGGCCCCCAGUCCCCCUCCCCUUGUGCCCCUGUUGUCAGGGGCUGAUAAUGAGCCCCCCAGGGGUAGAGCGGAGGGCCAGUACCCUCAAUUGCAUUCUCCAACUGGGAACAGAUAUAUGACUCAAACUACUGUGUGAUUGUAUAUAUAACCUGGUCAUAAUAUUCCUAUUCCUACUUUGUAAUAAUACGAACUUUAGAAAACCAAAUGAUGAUCAACCACAUCUAGAGAUAAUUAUACAAGCAUACCACACAAUUUAAGUCUUCAUAUUAGCUAACUGCCCCUACACAACACUAGUUCGGCUAAGCAGAAGAUGAAUCAAGAAAGUGCCUACUAGCACACAGUGAUGAUUAUUCUGAACAUCAAGCAACUGGCCAACAAGUAUUUCACAUUCUCAUCCAGCAGUUGAUCAUUUGUACUACCGCCUCCCACCUUUAUGGACUUGUACAUAACCUUUGGGAGGAAUUUAAACACAUAUUCGCCGUCCUUUCCCCUCAUCUCUCUGGUCAAAGUCAUGUUUCUGGUCUUCAGCAGGUGAUGAUGGUCUCCACCUUGAUUGAGUAGUUCAAGUUGAACUCUUACUUCUACCGGCCACUGGAGAUUGUCGUCGUAUUCACAAUUCAUUAGGUGGAGAAACACGCAUACGGUUGAUCUGACAAUGUUGGAUGCAUCAACUGCCGCGUCUUGACGAUGGACAAUAGCUAUAUUUUCUUAGAGUUGUAAUUAAGCUUUCUAUUACUUUGCUAUCCCGGUCUAAUUCUUCUUUCAUUUGUUUCAGCCUUUGUGACUGAUACUCUUUAGAGUCUCCAAGUUCUUUUUUCCUCUUAUCUUUGGUUUCCUUCUCUUUGUUUCUGAAUUUCUGCAAUAACUUCUCAAAGUCUUUGUCCUCAUCGCUACUCUCAUACAAACCAAACUCAUCCUCUUUCUCUUCUAGCCUUCUCCUUUUCAACAAAGUCUUUCUCUCUUUCUGUAAACUCUCUCUCUAAAUCUUCAAAGCACUUAUCUAAUUCUGAUUUAUCUUCUUUUCUGUACUCUGCAGACAUCUCAGUGCGUUUCUUUUGUAGAUCUUGCCACAUGCACCUUGUUUCUUCUCGUUUUAAAAGUUUUGAAGUCUCCAGUUCUUCCCUGUAACAAGCAUCACUCAAAAGAUCCACCCCAAGCUUGAAUUUGUAGCCGUGAUGAUGGGAAUAGAAAGACUCAGUAUACAGUAGUUGAUCAGGAAACUUCCACGUAGGCAUCUCACAGACGACACAUGUUCCACCAGCUCGAUGCAGCUCAACGCAGCGAAUAGUGUCCUCUACUUUCCUAACGUAGGUCAUGAGCUCGCACUUCCGUGAUUCGAUCCUAGUUUGGGUAUCCGCAACUAUUGCACUCAUUUCCGCUUGCAGUGCAGCAGUAUCUUGCUGCAGUUGAUCGACCUUCUUGUCUCUUUCUGCGGAGUCCUGCUGCAGUUGUCUGGUGAGACGGAGGUUGAGAGCAGUCAUGGCCGUCAGGUGUUGGAGCUCACUCUCUCUCAUGUGCGUCGCCAGCUCACUGCGAGGGACCACGACACUACACCCAAACUCCUUCAUCUCGCAGGCCACGGGCUCCAGUGGACACACACUGCAAUGUUGCUCCAUCCCACACCGCUCCACAUUGCCCACCUCACAACCAUUUGG